AUUCCGGGUCCUCUCCGGUGACGUUCUGUACAGUAACUGUCCCCUUGUUUGCUAAUUGUGAUCAUUUGCAUGACACGUAGAUAAAUAAAAGCAAUUAAAUUAGUCUACUAUAUUAUUUAAUAAUUGGAUUUCCGACUACAAAAUUGUGUUUAUUCACCGACGUGGAGCGUAUGCGUAACCGCACCCGAAGGAGGAAGCCGUUCACUCCAAAUAUAAAUUCCCUUUUCAGUUAGGAGGCCUUUCGCUCCGGUUUUAGCUUCCUUCGCUCUCAGGCAUUUUACCUUUCUCUUCUUCUUCUCUACUCCCAAUCAACCGGACUCUCAUGCUUCCUGUUUUCUCUUGCUUUCUCUCCAUGUCAAUUUAAUAUUCCUCAGGAGUUUUCAGCAAAGCCUAGCAUUUCUCAUUUUAUUCCAGUUUUUUUUAUAUUAAUUUUUUUUUUCAAAUUCAAAUGUUUAUUAGCUGACCUGAGAGAGAUAAAGUUGGAAUUGGAUCAAAUGGAGAACUCAAUCCUAGGUAAUGGAACUGCCAAUGAUGGAAUUAUAAAGAACGGUGUGUGCUCUUCGGAGUCGGUCAAUGGAAGCUGCGAUGUCAGGAGUUGUAAGGAUUCUGAUUCUUCUUCUGCUGAUCAUCUUGUUAUCAUGGUCCACGGUAUCCUCGGAAGUGCCUCAGAUUGGAAGUUUGCAGCUGAGCAAUUUGUUAGAAUGCUUCCUGAUAAAGUGAUUGUUCAUUGCAGUGAACGAAAUAUGUCUAGGCUGACUCUUGAUGGUGUGGAUGUGAUGGGUGAGCGGUUGGCUAAUGAGGUCCUUGAAGUGAUUGAGAGAAAACCAAAUUUACGAAAGAUUUCUUUGGUUGCACAUUCUGUGGGAGGACUGGUGGCAAGAUAUGCAAUUGGGAGAUUGUAUCGAUCACCCCAGAAAGAAAAUGUAGAGGAUUCAGCAGCUGAAACACGUGAAGAGCAUGUAAAGGCUACAAUAGGUGGCUUAGAGGCUAUCAACUUCAUCACUGUUGCUACACCUCACCUUGGCUCAAGAGGGAAUAAGCAGGUACCUUUUCUUUUCGGUGUAACUGCCUUUGAGAAAGCUGCAGGUCUUGUUAUUCAUUGGAUAUUUAAGAGAACAGGUCGACACCUUUUUCUCACUGAUGCUGAUGAGGGGAAGCCUCCAUUGCUUAAACGCAUGAUAGAAGAUUAUGCUGAUUGCUUUUUCAUGUCUGCUUUGCGUACAUUCAAGCGUCGCGUUGUGUAUUCAAAUGUGGGCUAUGACCAUAUUGUGGGCUGGAGAACCUCAUCCAUUAGGCGUAAAAAUGAAUUACCAAAGUGGGAAGAUAAUGUGAAUGAAAAAUAUCCACAUAUUGUAUAUGAAGAACGCUGCAAAGCCUAUGACGCUGAAGAAUGCAAUCUUGUAUCAAUAGAGGAUAAUUACUUUGACAAACUAGAAGAGGAACUGGUGACAGGUCUAUCCCGGGUGUCCUGGGAAAAAGUAGACGUUAGCUUCCACACAUGCAGACAGAGGUUUGCUGCUCACAGUGUCAUUCAGGUCAAAGAUCACACAAUGCAUAUAGAAGGUGCAGAUGUCAUACAACAUAUGAUUGAUCAUUUUCUUCUUUAGAUGCCAAUAAUUCAUAAAUUUAACAUAUCUGGGGGCAAGAUCCUAUAGCGAUGUACCAUGAAUAUUCUUAUGAAAAUCCUUCCAUCCUGAACUGUGGAGCUGUACCUAAAUUUCCAUUGGUGGUGGAUUGAAAUUUGGCUACUUUCUCGGUGAUGGCAAACACGACUAGAACUGUGACUAAAUCAGCAUUCAAGGGAAAUUUUGUUUAUCCAUUACUAGUAAUUACAUAUACAUAACAAUAUCAAUUAACUCCGUAA
Messenger RNA from Manihot esculenta (cassava), 1864 nucleotides. Its product is annotated as lipid droplet phospholipase 1. NCBI's taxonomy places the organism in Eukaryota, Viridiplantae, Streptophyta, Magnoliopsida, Malpighiales, Euphorbiaceae. Bases 495 to 1607 code for a protein of 370 amino acids. The record is from RefSeq and is a predicted model, not a curated record. The transcript has 10 exons.